Messenger RNA from Linum trigynum, 1467 nucleotides. The record is from the annotation of a GenBank genome assembly. Lineage: Eukaryota; Viridiplantae; Streptophyta; Magnoliopsida; Malpighiales; Linaceae.
AUGGGGAAGGGGUCGAAGCCCAACUGCAAGUCGACCUCACACAGGCAGUUCAAGGACAGGGCCAAAACCCGAGUAGAUGAUCUUCAAGGGAUCUUCGUUGAUCUCCAGUUUGCCAGGAAAGAGAGCCGCAACGUCGACGUGGCGGUUCUUGAAGAGCAAGUCCAUCAGAUGCUCCGAGAAUGGAAAUCUGAGCUCAAUGAGCCAUCUCCUGCAAGCUCUCUGCAGCAGGGUGGAAGUCUUGGAUCCUUCUCGACAGACAUAUGCAGACUGCUGCAGCUCUGUGAGGAGGAAGAUGAUGCUACUAGCACAUUAGCUUUGCCAAAGCAUGAGCCUAAUGACCAAAGUUUGCAGGGUGAUACUAACACAAUGUUUCCUCAGGGUUACGGAUUGAAUCAUGGACAACAGGAUCAUAGCUUUCCAUAUGCCACUCAAAAUAAAGAUUCUCCAUCAGCAGGUCGUGGGGUAGUUGUCACCAACUUGGAAGGUACUGCUCAGUUGGAUUACCAUCAGUUUGAUCUGCCUCAAAACUUUGACCAAAGCUUCUAUCUCGGCUUUAAUGGGAUGAAUCUAUGUGGUGAAGAUGGUACCACCCAGAAUCUUGCUAGUAGCUAUCUUCCAGGUAUAUGCCCUCCGCCUUCAGCCUUCUUAGGCCCGAAAUGUGCACUCUGGGAUUGUGCUCGACCAGCACAGGGUGGGUUGGACUUUUGGCAGGUCUACUGCAGUAGGUUUCAUCAUGACCUAGCCCUGAAUGAAGGCCUCCCGGGAAUGGGCCCUGUUCUUAGGCCCGGAGGCAUUGGCCUGAAAGACGGCCUUCUCUUUGCAGCUCUUGGUGCAAAGGCUGAGGGAAAAGAUGUCGGUGUCCCAGAAUGUGAGGGAGCUGCAACCACAAAGUCUCCUUGGAAUGCUCCUGAACUCUUUGAUCUUUCGGUUCUUGAUGGUGAGACAAUCAGGGAGUGGCUCUUCUUUGACAAGCCACGUCGAGCAUUCGAGAGCGGCAACAGAAAGCAAAGGUCGUUGCCUGAUUACAGUGGGCGUGGAUGGCACGAGUCGAGGAAGCAAGUCAUGAACGAAUUUGGAGGACUGAAGAGGUCCUAUUACAUGGACCCACAACCAUUGAACAACUUCGAGUGGCAUCUGUACGAGUACGAGAUCAACAAGUGUGAUGUCUGUGCCUUGUAUAGAUUGGAAUUAAAGGCCGUUGAUGGGAAGAAGAGUGCUGCCAAGGGCAAACUGACCAAUGACAAUUCAGUGGUUGUUAAUCUACAGAAGCAGAUGGGAAGGCUUACAGCCAAGUUCCCUUCCGAUAAUAACAAGCGUUCUAUGAAAGGAAGAGCCAAAGUGGAUGCUAAAGUUGGCGCUGGAAAUCCUUAUCCAGUGCCUAACCGAGUGGUGCCAGCGAAUGAAGGUUUCGAUUAUGGACUCGGACCACAGUACAAUUACCUUGGUGGUGAUUAUUAUGGGACGUGA